This is a messenger RNA of Fusarium odoratissimum NRRL 54006, 1705 nucleotides long. RefSeq lists its product as uncharacterized. Bases 287 to 1375 code for a protein of 362 amino acids. Gene Ontology annotation, biological process: lipid metabolic process. Lineage: Eukaryota; Fungi; Ascomycota; Sordariomycetes; Hypocreales; Nectriaceae. The transcript has a single exon. The record is from RefSeq and is a predicted model, not a curated record. Gene Ontology annotation, molecular function: phosphoric diester hydrolase activity.
CCAACCUCGAACAAAAAAUAAAGAAAAUUGGACCGGGGCGACGUCAGCUUCAAAGCACGGACAACAACCAUCUCAUCCCCUAUGCCUACGGGGACCUACAGCCUACCUCAUGACCUACUCCAUGGCAAAUAUUGUUUUCUUUGUUUCAUGGUUUAUUAACCUCACCUGUCCUUCUUUAGAUUUGUUUCUUAUCUCCUGUCUAUCUUCUGCAUCAUCAUAUUUUUCUUCUGUCUCGUUUAACACAUAGAUUCUCGAUAAGCCGGGCACAUAUCAGAAACUCAUCGACAUGCUCCAGUCCUCACUUCUCUCCGUCGUGGCCGGAGUUCUCGCUGCUACGUCCACCGUCUACGCUCUCCCACAAUCAAAUUCAGGGUCAGGGUCUGGUUCUUCAACAGCAUGCAACAACUCUCCGGACCUCUGUAGCCGCAGUUAUAACAACAUCACACACAUGGGGGCUCACGGAAGCUCUUUUCUACGCGAUGGCAACGACGGACUCGCCGCCGCAGGUAACCAGAACUUCAACGCCACGGAUGCUCUCGACGCUGGUCUUCGUCUGCUUCAGGCCCAGGUACACAAAGAAAACAACACCCUCCGUCUUUGUCACACUUCCUGUGGCAUUCUCGAUGCUGGCCCACUCGAGGACUGGUUGACUAAAAUCAACGUGUGGAUGAAGGCGAACAAGAAUGAGGUUGUCACUCUCUUGCUUGUCAACUCCGACGAUGCCAAACCUGAUGAAUUUGGACAAGCCAUCAACGGUUCCGGCAUUGCUGAGCUGGCUUACGCACCCGCUACCCAGGAACCGACCAGCGAGUGGCCUACUCUCAAGUCCAUGAUCGAUAACAGCACACGCCUCGUAACUUUCGUCACCAACAUUGAUGCUUCGACCCAGUACCCCUACCUGAUGCCAGAGUUCGACUAUGUCUUUGAGACGGCGUUUGAGGUUCCUUCUCUCACCGGCUUCAACUGCACUGUCGACCGCCCAUCUAAGAUUAAAGAUGGUGCUACAGCCAUGGCCAGUAACUACAUGGGUCUCGUCAACCAUUUCAAGUAUCAGAGUCUUUCAGACAACAGUGACUUGUUCGUCCCUGACACUGAGAACAUCGAUACUGUCAACAGUGAUGGUACCAGUGAGGAUGGUCAGCUGGGCAAGCAUCUUCAGGAAUGUCGACAGGAGUGGGGUGCUGUGCCCAACUUUGUGCUGGUAGACUUCUUCGAGAAGGGUCAGGUUCUCGCAGCGACAGACAAGAUGAACGGCAUCUCUGACGCCACUGGGCGUGAGGAGGUCUCGGAUGAGUCGAUCGGCAGCACCACUGACAGACAAGUCGGCAUGGUUGCCCUGACUGCCUUCGUCGCUGCCGCAGUGCUGUUGGUAUAAAAGGUUUCUCCAGGCUUGAAUGCAUUUCAGCAUUCAGACACAAUUUCUUUGUCUUCACUCUUCUAUCUCGACAUUAUUUACACAGGUUUGAUAGGACCUGCCGUUUAAUCCGGUGCGGUCACAUGGGCAUACAGCGAGGCGUUUGGGAUAGCAAGCUUGCAUCUUCAUAGAUUGAAUUACAACACGGGACAGGGGGGAUGGGUCGAUAGCUUUGUGGCGAUAUGUUAACAUAAGACUGGCCUGUUGGGCGGAUGAUAUGCAUUUACCUUGAUGAUAGACUCUCAAUAGAAAUGUAUAGAGAUGUCAUAUUGACUGAAAAUUGCUCUGUGA